Molecule: messenger RNA, 2603 nt
Organism: Petromyzon marinus (sea lamprey)
Lineage: Eukaryota; Metazoa; Chordata; Hyperoartia; Petromyzontiformes; Petromyzontidae
Gene: GRWD1
Product: glutamate rich WD repeat containing 1
Biological process (GO): ribosome biogenesis
Cellular component (GO): nucleolus
Molecular function (GO): protein binding
Source: RefSeq, a predicted model, not a curated record
UGAGAAUUGUAUAAUGUUUAAUUUUUAUUAUUUUAUUAUUUCCCUUCCGAUGAUUCUUAGGAAGGAAAAAAAAUCCUUCCGAUUCAGGAAGACGGCCACGUGGCCGAUGGCAGUAAACCACGCCCCCCCCCCCAAAUUACCGACGUCACUUCUGGUCACGUGUGGCGCGUCCGAGGCAAGAUGUCCGCGCCGGGCAGGGAACACGUGGAGGAGGUGGUGGAGGAGGAGAUGUCGGGCGAGGAGGAGGAAGAGGAGGGCGAGGAGGAAGAGGAGGGCGAGGAAGAGAUGGCAGAGGGUAACGGGGAGUCGCAGCCCCGGGUGUACCUGCCUGGGCAGCCGCUCUCGGCGGGCGAGGAGUUGGUGCGCGACGACUCUGCCUACCACAUGUACCACCAGGCGCAGACCGGGGCUCCGUGUCUCAGCUUCGCGUUCAUCCCCGACGAGCUGGGCGAGCAGCGCACCGACUUCCCCCUGACCAUGUACCUGGUGGCUGGGACGCAGGCCGACACGGCGCAGGCCAACAGGCUGCUUGUGAUGAAGAUGUCAAACUUGUUGGGCACUGGCCGCGGUCGCGAGGAGGAGACUGCGGCGGAGGACGAGAGCAGCGACGACAGCGACGACGAGGACGCCAAACCGCAGAUGGACACGGCGCUCAUGCCACACUACGGUGCCGUCAACCGCGUGCGGGUGUCGCGUGUGGGUGGGGUGGCGCUGGCGGCUGUGUGGUCGGACAAGGGCCGCGUGGAGCUGUGGGACCUCCGGCCCCAGCUCGCCGCCGUCGAGUCUCCGCAGGCGCUCGUGAGCUUCGUGCGCGAGAAGCAGAACGAGCUGAGCCCCGUCUUCUCCUUCUCGGGGCACCUCACCGAGGGCUUCGCGCUCGACUGGUCGCCCACCGUUCCCGGCCGCCUGCUGAGCGGGGACUGCAAGAAGAACAUCCACCUGUGGAGCCCGCGGGACGAUGGCUGGCACGUGGACCAGAGGCCCUACACGGGGCAUACUAAGUCCGUGGAGGACCUACAGUGGUCUCCUAACGAGGCGACGGUGUUUGCGUCGUGCUCGGCGGACGCGUCGGUGCGCGUGUGGGACGUGCGCGCCGCCCCUGCCAAGGCGUGCAUGCUCACUGCCGAGCACGCCCACGACGCCGACGUGAACGUGAUCGACUGGAACGGGCGUGAGCCCUUUCUGGUCUCCGGCGGAGACGACGCCCUCAUCAAAGUCUGGGACCUGCGCCAGUUCCAGAAGGGUGAGCCCGUGGCGCGUUUCAAGCAGCACACCGCCCCCAUCACGUCGGUCGAGUGGCACCCGGGCGACAGCUCCGUGUUUGCGGCAUCGGGCGCCGACGACCUCCUCACGCAGUGGGACCUCGGCGUCGAGAGCGACGCCGAGGCCGUUGGCGGCGACACCCCCGGGGAGCUGGCCUCCAUCCCCCCCCAGCUCCUCUUCAUCCACCAGGGCCAGAGCGACAUUAAGGAGUUGCACUGGCACCCGCAAUGCCCCGGCGUCAUCGCCAGCACGGCGCACAGCGGCUUCAACGUCUUCCGCACGGUCAGCGUCUAAUAACCGCGAAGCAGUGACGGAGGAGAGGACACCGGCUGAAACCUGCAGCCGUGGCAGUGGUUGGGGGAAAAAAUAAAAACAAGAAAUGAACUACGACUCUUUUGCACAGCUGGCCAGAAGAGCAGCGAGCUACUAGAAUAUUAUUCUGCUAUCUGAACUCGAUUAUUAGAUUUUUUUAUCCCCCCCCCCCCAGCUUCAUUCCGAUUGUGAUAUCGGCAUCGUUUAAUGGAGUCUCGGUGCCCCGUGCCAUGGGAUAGUGAAGGGUCCACUGAAGAAGUAAACACAGGACUACUUCUGGAAUCUCUUAUCCACAUGUGGGAGCACCCUGCUACAGGAAAUUCCAACUUUUAUUAUUUUUAAUUCUCAGCUGGAGUUUAGCCAAAUUAAGAGAGGAAACAAUUUCACGUGAUGGGGGUGUUUUACGCAGUCAUCGGUUAUCAGGCUGAGAACAUCAACUCGCUUCACCCGAGGACCCUGAACAAUCGCAGGCAUCCAACACUCGGAUUGGAACUCGGGCUCUCUCGGCGGUGCCGGCUCAACGUCUUGGACCACUCAGCCACAUGGCCGCCUUGAAUUGACACCGAUGGGGUUUUAUGAUGGUUUAUUUGUAGAUGAAACCUUCAACUUGCUACACUUAAGAAUCGGGUUGAAACACAGGCGGCCGAAUCCCGGCUCCGAGCCCAGGGCACCGGCUCGGCACCUCCGACCCACCCGGCCAAUUCCGAUUGAGCAGCCUCCAGUGGGGCUUGGAUUCCUGGUCUGGUUGGGUAACACUGCUACCACCGUACCCCGCUUACAAAGUAGAGUUCACCGCAGCUGCAACAGCUCCGAGCGUGUCUGCCCUGCCCCGUCUCCCCGUCGCGGUGGGAACUCUUUUAGCUUAACGGUCGACGCGCGGCGGAUGACCCAGUGGCGGUCACGAGGCGCCUCGGUGUGUUUUUCUUGUAACGUGAUUCCGCCGGUGUGGGGGAAGGGGCGUUAGAGAUGCCUGCGUGGUCACGUAACUCCGCGGUUGCGUAGGAAAUAAAAGCGAGCUAUUUACACGA